This is a messenger RNA of Ruditapes philippinarum (Manila clam), 1845 nucleotides long. RefSeq names its product techylectin-5A-like. NCBI's taxonomy places the organism in Eukaryota, Metazoa, Mollusca, Bivalvia, Venerida, Veneridae. The coding region runs from base 468 to 1709 and encodes 413 amino acids. The record is from RefSeq and is a predicted model, not a curated record. The transcript has a single exon.
GAUACAGGUUGAUUAAUCAAAUUUAAUUUUGCACUUGUUUAUUUAAAAAAAAGAAUGUUUACGAUGUAAAUCAAAUAUAUGCAUAUUAAAUCAUAUCGUAUUCGCCGAUAUAAAUUUAAUUGUUUUACAUGCACUUUUUUGCCACCUAUGAUAUUUCAAAAUUAACGUAAAAACACUUUGGUUAUCUAAGUGCUUUUUCAUUCAUCAACACAAAAUAUUCCCACACAUAUUGUCGUCCAAUGUAAUUAAGUAUAUGUUUGGUUUGAAACACUUAACAAACCAUCAUCGAAAAACUAAAUUGUGCGAAUAUAAUUGGCACUUGUGUUGUUUUUGUUUGUACGACAAGGAACAGGAUUUACUUAUAAGCACUUGAUGAAUCACACAAUAACAUCAAUUUAUGAGGGUAUUUAAUAACAAGUAUGUUCUCUGUAUUAAACAUUAUAUGACCGAAGAAAGAAGGAAUAAAUAUGUAUUAUCAAAGGGUAAAACCUUGUAUCUUUGUCAGUCGGUCGUGCUAUUGGAUUUUGAUUGUGAUAUUUUGCAUUUCAAUGGUUACGAAAGUUGCAGCGGAAAAUUCAAGACAAUACAAGAUACUCCGUGAAAGGAUUGGAAGACUAGAAGGCAGGUUUGCAGACGACAUUUCUUUGAUCCGGGAAGAAUUUUACAACGAAUUAAAUACAUUAGCGAACAAGAAAUUUGGUCAAACUAUAAACGUUAAUUCUACAAUAAACCCGGAAAUUGGUUCAGAAAUUGAAUCUUUGAAGAUAAAAGUUGAUCGUAUGAUUAACGAAUCUUUCAACAGAUUUAAUGUAUUAAGUGAAGGAAGUCAGCAAGAGAAAAGAAUUCGUAGGGAGAUUCAAAGUGAAAUCGAUGAAAUUAAAGAAGGGAAUGCUGACGUAGUUAAUUCCGUUGAUAGAAUGUCAGAAACUGUAACUUCAACGAUUAAUAAUAUUGUGGAAAAGAUGACUGUUACAGAAAAGAUGAAUGACAUUGUGAAAGUACUCGAAGAUGUAAAAGAUCAACUCAGUUAUAACAUUCAAAACAAAUGUGUGCAUGAGGCUGAAAAAGUAGAAAGGGUCGCAGACUGUGCUGACUUGCUGAAACAGGGGUAUAAGACUAGUGGUGUAUAUACAGUGUUUCCAAAAACAAUGUGGCGGCCUGUAAAGAUAUACUGCGAUAUGGAAACCUCGGGUGGCGGGUGGACUGUGUUUCAAAGAAGAAAAGAUGGGUCGGAAAAUUUUAACAGAAAAUGGGUUGAUUAUGCAUUCGGUUUUGGAAAUUUGUCUGGUGAGUUUUGGCUUGGAAAUGAAUUUAUCCACAGAUUAACAGAUGGUGUGCCACAAGAGCUGCUUAUAGAAUUGGAGGAUUUCGAAAACGAUCAUCGGCAUGCAUCGUAUGGGCUGUUUUCGGUGGGUUCUGCAGAAGAGUCCUAUAAACUCUAUGUUAAUUUCUUCACUGGGAACGUCACUGAUUCUCUUGGAACUGAACAUUCAGGACAUAGUUUUUCUACAGCCGAUUACGGAGUCUCGAGUUCUUGUGCUAAAUCCUAUAAAGGAGGUUGGUGGUAUACAAGUUGUCACAGUGUAAACAUUAAUGGUUUGUAUCUGAAAGGUGAGCAUAAGUCUUACGCCGACGGUGUCAACUGGCAAGGUUGGCGUGGUUAUCACUACUCCCUAAAGAAUACCGAAAUGAAAUUUCGACCUCAUUAGUUUAUUUAGUGUUAUCAGUUAUGUGGAUAACGGGACAUAAAUAGAUGGAAAUAUAUAAUAACUUUUUUAUUCUAAAAUAGUUUUCCGGCUUGUGUUCAUAAAGAAUUAUAUAGAUCGACGGCUGAAUAGUCCUUUA